UAUGAGGCAAUAAUUAUAAUGUUGCAGGAAACGGUACAACAACUCAAAAAAACUGUUGGAAGACAAGCCCAGAAAAUUGCUUCUCUUUCCAGGGAAAUACACUUCGUCCAGACUUGAGCCAAUAUAUGUAAGGAUGUUGUGUGCCGUUAAAAGCUGCCGGACUACGUCUGAAAGUGGUGAGAUCUUUGAAUUCCCAGAAGAAGAUUCUCUCAAACAACAGUGGCUGAACGCAUGCAGUCUUCGAAGCUCUGACAUUUCGCCGAAACAUGGAUUAUGCCACAUUCAUUUCAAGAGUGACCAGAUUCAAAUAGAUCCCUCGAGUGGACGUUCAAAGCCCUCAUUUGGCUCAGUACCAUCUCUAUUCUUAGAAGUAGACCCAGAUAUGGAACUAUUCUAUCAUAAUAACGACAGUCAUUAUAAUCGAGUUAGGAAAGAACUGGAAAAAGAUUCCUCUCGCCUGGAGACGAUUACACAUUUGCUCACUGUUAACGAAAAGCUCCAAAAAAAAGCUUCUCUUUAUCUCAAAAAACAAACAGACCUGGAAAUGGGCAAAGUACGUCAGUUCCUCGACAUGGCAGAGCAGAAUGCUAUCGCAGAUCAACUGCUGAAGAUGAAUAAAAGGAAGCCAUUCCAAUUGAAGAAGGCGAAUACAAUAGUAGACUUCGGUGAAAACGGUCUUGUUUUGAAAGACAGCGGUGUUGUAUUCUCUCCAGGGGACUCGCAGAAGUUAGCAUUUGAUGCCUCCUUCAAAGAGGUGUCAAAUCUGUUGGAAACAGUCGAAGCUGUUAAAUUUGCCUCCGACAUUCUCAACAAAGACAUUUUUGGUAACGCAAAAUAGUAAAUCUCAUCAUGAAAUAGUUGCACCUUAAGCUGAAGGCACUCCGACCAGUUCAUUAGAUUGUCGGUUGAAACUACAGUAUUUUCCUUAUAAGUUGCUGUGCAAGCUUGAAGUGUUCUAUGCUGUUGCAUUUGUGAUUAAUUAUUUUUAUGAUGGGUCUUUUCUAGACUUACCUAAGUUCCGUUAAGCUUCUUUUUGGGGUCAAAAUUUGACUUUACCAUAAUAAACCCACACAUUAAAUUGCUUUUGUUUUGAACUUCAAAAACCUUGAAUGAAUAAGUAAUUUGUUAAAGGAUAUUUUCUACUACAGAUGUUUAUUUGCCACUGAACACUUGUUUCCAGGAGGUUGCAUUUUUACCAAAAGCUGAGAUAAAAUGGAAAUAAAAAAUCAGUUUCGUCUCUUUUUUUACAAAGGUCUUUUUAAGGAAAGUAGGUCAGAAUUUGACUUUGAGUUAAUGCCUGAGCUUGACUCCAAUUUUCAAUUUGUAAUUUUGUGGUUAUUCUUGUUUUCAUGUGAAUAAAUUAUUUCUAUUUUCUGUACAAUGUCAA
Bemisia tabaci is the source of this 1387-nucleotide messenger RNA. RefSeq lists its product as uncharacterized. The record is from RefSeq and is a predicted model, not a curated record. Lineage: Eukaryota; Metazoa; Arthropoda; Insecta; Hemiptera; Aleyrodidae.